Molecule: messenger RNA, 1963 nt
Organism: Selaginella moellendorffii
Lineage: Eukaryota; Viridiplantae; Streptophyta; Lycopodiopsida; Selaginellales; Selaginellaceae
Product: transcription factor MYB101
Exons: 3
Coding region: 127-1740 (537 amino acids)
Biological process (GO): regulation of DNA-templated transcription
Cellular component (GO): nucleus
Molecular function (GO): DNA-binding transcription factor activity, RNA polymerase II-specific; RNA polymerase II cis-regulatory region sequence-specific DNA binding
Source: RefSeq, a predicted model, not a curated record
AGAAUUAAUUUGUUUUUCUUCUUCUCCGCGGGCGAGCAAAAGAGUUUGUGUGCUACAAAAUCUCCUGGGUGGUGAUUUCUUGGGUGGUGAUUUUUUGAGAGGCGAGAGGAGGACGAGAGAGGAGAGAUGAGCGAUGGCGACGAUUUUUUGUCGCUUGGGGGAGGAUUCGGCAAGGGAAAACCAUCCGCGGCGCUGCUGGGCUUUGGGAAGAUUCCACUCUUUCCCGGGAUGAGCUCUCCUCGAUCCACAGGGGGGCAUGGCGGAAGAAGAAUUGGAGACGAGGGAAUGGAGGAGGAGGAUGAUCGCCGACGAGUGGUUUUAGGACGGCUAGACGAGGAGGUAGUCCUAGAUCGUGAUCGCGGCGAUGGUGGGAGUGGGAAUGGAUCGAGGGAGCUCGCGGAGGAGGAGGAUGACGACGAUGAGAUGAAGGAGUCGACCAACGAGAACGAUGGGGCGGCGGGCGCCUCGUCGUCGCCCAGCAGCAGCAGUGCGAAUCUCCUGGAGAUCGACAAUGGCGGCAGCGGUGGCGCCGCAGCCGGGAAGAGCGAUCUCAGUGGCGGCGGCGGCGCGCAAUCCAAGCAUUGCCCGCGUGGGCAUUGGCGGCCGGGCGAGGACGACAAGCUCAAGGAGCUCGUCGCGCUCCACGGCCCACAGAACUGGAACAUGAUCGCGGAGAAGCUCCAGGGGCGAUCAGGCAAGAGCUGCAGGCUGCGGUGGUUCAAUCAGCUCGACCCGCGGAUCAACCGUCAGCCGUUCACGGAGGAGGAGGAGGAGCGGCUGCUGGCGGCGCACAGAUUCCACGGCAACAAGUGGGCGAUGAUCGCGCGGCUCUUCCCGGGAAGAACCGACAAUGCAGUCAAGAACCACUGGCACGUCGUCAUGGCCAGGAAGUACCGCGAGCGGACGCGGACAUACGGUCGAUCGCCCAACGCCGCCUCCACCAGGAAGAACACCGUGACCACCGCCGUGAAAUCCGAUCAUCCCGCGCCACCAUCGCAGCAGCUCGAUCACCACAAUUUGCUGCUAAACAGGGGAUCCACGCCGGUGCUGCUGCCGUCCAAGCGGAGCCUGGUGGACGCGGAGGAUCGCCCAACAAGCAGCUCGGCAACAGCGGCGGCGGCGGCGGCGUGGAUGGAUAAUCUCCAUCAUCGCGCGAGCAAUUUGAUGGGAUUCAAUCCGGGGAGGGUCCCCUUCUUCCCGGGCAGGGAUCAAGCUCCAUGCACGACGACGACCAGCAGCAGCAGUGGCCCCAAUACGUUAAGACCAGGAACUUUGCUGGCCCCGUUUCUUGGAGGAGGAUCAGCUCCGAGCUUCGCGGAGGGGUUUUAUGGCCGCCACCACCACCAUGAGCAAAAUCAUCGAAGCCAGCAAAAUGGUGGCGGGCAAAGCAACUUACGCGACGCCUUGAGCGGCACCACGAGCAGUACCACGGAUUUCACGUCCACAGACAAUGCUACCGUGAAGAACAGCAGCAAUGCGAUUAGAAGCCGUGGCCAUGCAAACGAGCCGCCCAGCGGCAAUCUCGCCAGUGACCUCCAGCUCGAGCUGUGGAAGAAGACGCAGCAGCAAUUCCAGCACCAGGCUCAUCUCUACCGUCUCGAUCAACAGCAGCAGCAACUCAGCGCGUCCGACGGUGCGAUUUCGUGCAUCAGCGUGGAGCAGUCUUCCCAGGACGUCGGCGACGAAGAUCACAACAAGCCCGCCCAGGAUUUCAUAGAUUUCCUGGGUGUCGGCGCCUGAUCGUCGAUCAUCAAGACAAGAUCCAUCGCAGAAAAGAGAAAACAAUCGAGAGUUUCAAAGCGAAACUUUUGUCGCUUGCUUGUUUCGUUUUUUCCCUGUCUAUAAGAAAAAGAAACCCCGAUAGAAGUGUAAGCUUACUAAGAUCAAGUUCCACUUAUCCAAGGCUCUAGGAUCUUAUAAGUUCAUAGUCAAACUGAUCAAUCCAAAAGUUCCAACUUAUCCA